AUGAAAAGGAAAAGAGACAGUGGAAUCAAAAGAAAACAAACAAUCGAAUUUAAAAAGCGAAGAAAUGAAAUUCACACAAAGCGAAUACAUGGUGUUUUGUCAAGUGAAAGGAAGGAGGGUAAAACAUAUGAGACAAAUAUUGGCCUAACAUAUCCAACAGCUACUAAUCCACAAGCUAACAAACUAAGUCAUGAUGUCCUUUUGUGUCCUGACCUACCAGCAGAUACACUUGCUGCCUAUGAGGAAAUUGUCCAACCUUAUACCCCAAGACCACAAUGUUCUCCUAUUCAAUACAAGGCUCACGUUUUCUACAAUAUUAUUGUGUUCGACGUCGAGACAAACACGACUGGGAAGAAUGCAGAGCUAUGCCAAUUGGCCGCUAUAGACAAACAGGGUCUGGUGCAAUUUGCAGAGUAUAUUUUGCCAUAUAAAAAUGUUGACAAAUAUGCAUUGAGGGUAAACAAUCUAACAGUGAGAAUUGUUGAUGGCAAACGAACAUUAUUUAAAGAUUCAAAUCCUGUAAAUGCACUCACCUGUGAUGAAGCUUUACUUCGAUUUCUCCACUAUGUAGAAGAUUUGGUUCGUGAAUGUCAGAAAUUGACCGAUAGCGAAGUCUGUACAGUUCUGGUUGGGCACAAUGCCAAGCGUUUCGAUGUCCCAGUGCUUUUUCAAAAUAGCAACAACAGUAUUUUAGCGGAAAUGCAAUCCAUCGGCAUUUCGUUUGGUGACAGCCUUACGUUAUUCGAGCAUUUGGUUAAGCAGUCAGUCCUGAAAGAUCGAGAUGGAAAUAGCUGUGCUUUAAAUCAGUCUGCUGUUUACGAGGCUUUGUUCGAUCGACACUUCGACGCACAUGAUGCUCUCGAAGACGUGAAAGCUUUGCAACGAAUCCUUUUAACAUCAGGGCUAAAUCUGUCAGAAAAUGAGCUGAUCUUGCACUGUAAACCCAUCCCCUUUGAACAAGCACAUUGA
This is a messenger RNA of Dendronephthya gigantea, 969 nucleotides long. RefSeq lists its product as uncharacterized. Lineage: Eukaryota; Metazoa; Cnidaria; Anthozoa; Malacalcyonacea; Nephtheidae. The record is from RefSeq and is a predicted model, not a curated record. Gene Ontology annotation, biological process: DNA catabolic process. The coding region runs from base 1 to 969 and encodes 322 amino acids. The transcript has a single exon. Gene Ontology annotation, cellular component: cytoplasm. Gene Ontology annotation, molecular function: 3'-5'-DNA exonuclease activity; nucleic acid binding.